Purpureocillium lilacinum is the source of this 804-nucleotide messenger RNA. The record is from RefSeq and is a predicted model, not a curated record. NCBI's taxonomy places the organism in Eukaryota, Fungi, Ascomycota, Sordariomycetes, Hypocreales, Ophiocordycipitaceae.
AUGCCAUCUGAGGUGCUACCUAAGUGCUCGAGUCGACGGCGGCACCGCCGACUGGGCAACUACAGGGGCUUAAGUCAAGGUCGAACCAGACAGCAUCAGCCAUGGCCACGGCCCUGCCUCUGUGCUCAUGCAGCACCCUGGAUGCGCGAGCCGCACAGUGCAUUACCUUGCCAACCCAGCUCCGUGCACUUGCACUUGCACCUGUACAUGCCGUGGCUUAACGCCGUCUGGUGCCAGUUGAAGAAGUCUUCAUCGCGUCUAGUGGUCAUAUAUCUGAGGCUCCCACUUUCGUUGUGCCCCCAUGGCCUUGCCCCCUUUGGGCCAGGGGACGGACGGGACGGGCAGACGGCCGGCCGGCCGGGAGCCGCCGCGGCUGCCUGCCUACCCGCAGUCGGAAAUGUUCCAGAAUCCCCGGAUCGAAGGCGUGCGGUGCGCGCGUCCCCUCAAUGGACCAGGGUGUUGGACGGGACGAAAGAGGUGAAUCUGCGAGACGUCAGGGACCUGGCAUCCCCGUCGACGGCGGAGACCCUGGUGAUGGGGGACACCGGUCCGAUACUGAUGAGCAAGAAGGCAAACGAGAUGACGGGGACCACCAUUUCGCCUGUUUUUGUGAUUUUUGUGUUACAGUGCAACGCUUGGCGCGCCGGUUUGCGUGGGGCGCGCAGAAAUAGCAACAGACGAGGCCGUUCUGGAAGAUUGCAGCGGCUACGGUGGAAGUCUAGAAGUUGCGCUUCUAAUAAUUGUUAUUGCUCGAAUGGUGAUGAGGAUGCGGGUGGUUGGGCAACUUGGCUGGCGUCUCGGUGA